GCUGGGGCCGCCCGGGGACCUGGGGAGAGACGGCGCUCGGGUUUUUGUGUGGGGCUCGGGGGCCGUGACCAAGAGACCCAGUACUUCGGACCAGGCACGCGGCUCCUGGUGCUCGAGGACCUGAAAAAGGUGUUCCCACCCAAGGUUGCUGUGUUUGAGCCAUCAGAAGCAGAGAUCUCCCACACCCAAAAGGCCACGCUGGUGUGCCUGGCCAGAGACUUCUACCCCGACCAUGUGGAGCUGAGCUGGUGGGUGAACGGGA
Chlorocebus sabaeus (green monkey) is the source of this 262-nucleotide messenger RNA. The record is from RefSeq and is a predicted model, not a curated record. NCBI's taxonomy places the organism in Eukaryota, Metazoa, Chordata, Mammalia, Primates, Cercopithecidae.